AUGGACUCCGAUUUCGCGACCAAACGGUGCUGCGUUAGCCACGAGAAGCCCGAGGCCGUGGCCCGCCUUCAGGAAGGGAUCGCCGCACUCCUAUCGCGGUGGCGCGGCCUUCAACUAGCCAUCGAGAACCAAUGGGGCGGCACGGAUUCUCUCCAGAAGUCUCACCAGCUUAUCGCCGAUAUACUCUUAUGCUUCUCUUGCUCAAAAGCUAUCUAUGUUGAGGACUUGGAGAAUUUUCUCCACGAAUGCAUGCUGCUUUCUUUCAACACAGAGAUGGAGGAUGGAAGCAUUGAGGAGGUAGCAGAUCAACUCAUGAUGUUGCAUGCGGAGUACUUGCAAGGACGUCACUAA
Molecule: messenger RNA, 351 nt
Organism: Eucalyptus grandis
Lineage: Eukaryota; Viridiplantae; Streptophyta; Magnoliopsida; Myrtales; Myrtaceae
Exons: 3
Coding region: 1-351 (116 amino acids)
Biological process (GO): maturation of SSU-rRNA from tricistronic rRNA transcript (SSU-rRNA, 5.8S rRNA, LSU-rRNA)
Cellular component (GO): nucleus
Source: RefSeq, a predicted model, not a curated record